This is a messenger RNA of Cavia porcellus (domestic guinea pig), 4882 nucleotides long. RefSeq names its product SET domain bifurcated histone lysine methyltransferase 1 (gene Setdb1). The record is from RefSeq and is a predicted model, not a curated record. The coding region runs from base 345 to 4217 and encodes 1290 amino acids. The transcript has 22 exons. Lineage: Eukaryota; Metazoa; Chordata; Mammalia; Rodentia; Caviidae. Gene Ontology annotation, biological process: negative regulation of gene expression; heterochromatin organization. Gene Ontology annotation, molecular function: protein binding; DNA binding; histone H3K9 methyltransferase activity. Gene Ontology annotation, cellular component: nucleus.
UCCGGAUCUCUCUUUUGCUUCCCCGUCCCACCAUCACGCUGCUUCCCUUCCCCCCUCCCGCUCCCUUUUCCCGUUGGUUUCUCUCUUUCGCCUCGGGGCCAACCCCUUAGUCGUGAGUCUGGGGUCUGCUUGGUGAAAAACCGUUUGUAUCUUGGGAGGUGUGGAGAGUACUGUUAAUUACGGAAUUUAGAAACCAAAAGCUUGUGUGAGAUGUUCUGUUUGUGAGAAGACGUUGGCCGAGCGUGAGAAGAAAGUCUUCGCUGAGAGGCAAGCGAAGCGGGAUUGAGCAAGGUUACGGUUGGGUUGGACGCGCCCCUAACACGGGCGGCUCGGAGGACAAAACCAUGUCUUCCCUCCCCGGGUGCAUUGGUUUGAAUGCAGCAACAGCUACAGGGGAAUCUGAAGAGAUUGCAGAGCUGCAACAGGCAGUGGUUGAAGAGCUAGGUAUUUCUAUGGAGGAACUUCGACAGUUCAUUGAUGAAGAGCUGGAAAAGAUGGAUUGCGUAAAACAACGCAAGAAGCAAUUAGCAGAGUUGGAGACAUGGGUGAUACAGAAAGAAUCUGAAGUGGCUCAUGUUGACCAGCUCUUUGAUGAUGCAUCCAGGGCAGUGACUAAUUGUGAAUCUUUGGUGAAGGACUUCUAUUCCAACCUGGGAUUACAGUACCGGGACAGUAGCUCUGAGGAUGAAGCAUCUCAGCCUACAGAAAUAAUUGAGAUUCCUGAUGAAGAUGAUGAUGUGCUCAGUAUUGAUUCAGGUGAUGCUGGGAGCAGAACUCCCAAAGACCAGAAGCUCCGUGAAGCUAUGGCUGCCUUAAGAAAAUCAGCUCAAGAUGUCCAGAAGUUCAUGGAUGCUGUGAAUAAGAAGACCAAUUGUCAGGAUCUUCAUAAAGGAACCUUCAGUCACAUGUCUGGAGAACUGAGCAAAGAUGGUGACCUGAUAGUCAGCAUGCGGAUUCUGGGCAAGAAGAGAACGAAGACAUGGCACAAAGGCACCCUUAUCGCCAUCCAGACAGUGGGGUCAGGAAAGAAAUACAAGGUGAAAUUUGACAACAAAGGAAAGAGUCUGCUGUCUGGGAACCAUAUUGCCUAUGAUUACCACCCUCCUGUUGACAACCUGUAUGUGGGCAGUCGAGUGGUAGCCAAAUACAAAGAUGGGAAUCAGGUCUGGCUUUAUGCUGGCAUUGUAGCUGAGACUCCAAACGUCAAAAACAAGCUCAGAUUUCUCAUUUUCUUUGAUGAUGGCUAUGCUUCCUACGUCACACAGUCAGAAUUAUAUCCCAUUUGCCGGCCAUUGCAAAAGACUUGGGAGGACAUAGAGGACACCUCCUGCCGAGACUUUAUAGAGGAGUACAUCACUGCCUAUCCCAACCGCCCUAUGGUGCUUCUAAAGAGUGGCCAGCUUAUCAAGACCGAGUGGGAAGGCACCUGGUGGAAGUCCCGAGUUGAGGAGGUGGAUGGCAGCCUUGUCAGAAUCCUUUUCCUGGAUGAUAAAAGAUGUGAAUGGAUCUAUCGAGGCUCUACACGGCUAGAGCCCAUGUUUAGCAUGAAGACAUCCUCAGCCUCUACACUGGAGAAGAAGCAAGGGGGACAGCUCAGGACACGUCCAAAUAUGGGUGCUGUGAGGAGCAAAGGCCCUGUUGUCCAGUAUACCCAGGAUCUAACAAGCACUGGAACCCAAUAUAAGCCAGUGGAGCCCCCACAACCUACAGCUCCACCUGCUCCACCUGCCCCACCUGUGUCCCCCCAAGCAGGUGAAAAUGAAAGUUUAGAAAGCCAGCUUGCUCAGUCACGGAAGCAGGUAGCCAAAAAGAGCACAUCCUUCAGACCAGGAUCUGUGGGCUCUGGUCAUUCUUCCCCUACAUCCCCUGCACUCAAUGAAAAUAUCUCUGGUGGGAAACCUGGGAUCAACCAGACAUUCAGAUCACCUUUAAGCUCAACAACCUCUACCCCCGCACCAGCUGCGCCCCCAGUUCCUCCAGCCCCGCCAGCCUUUCAUGGCAUGCUGGAACGGGCCCCAGCAGAGCCCUCCUACCGCGCCCCCAUGGAAAAGCUUUUCUACUUACCUCAUGUCUGCAGCUAUACUUGUCUGUCUCGGGUCAGACCUAUGAGGAAUGAGCAGUACCGAGGCAAAAACCCUCUGUUGGUUCCACUACUGUAUGACUUCCGACGGAUGACUGCCCGGCGCCGAGUUAACCGCAAAAUGGGCUUUCACGUUAUCUAUAAGACACCUUGUGGCCUCUGCCUUCGGACAAUGCAAGAGAUUGAACGCUACCUUUUUGAGACUGGAUGUGACUUCCUCUUCCUAGAGAUGUUCUGUCUGGAUCCAUACGUUCUAGUGGACCGAAAAUUUCAGCCCUAUAAGCCUUUUUACUAUAUUUUGGACAUCACCUAUGGGAAGGAAGAUGUUCCCCUGUCCUGUGUCAAUGAGAUUGACACAACCCCUCCACCCCAGGUGGCCUAUAGCAAGGAACGGAUUCCAGGCAAGGGUGUGUUCAUUAAUACAGGUCCGGAAUUUCUGGUUGGCUGUGACUGCAAGGAUGGGUGUCGGGACAAAUCCAAGUGUGCCUGCCACCAGUUAACUAUCCAAGCUACAGCCUGCACUCCAGGAGGCCAAAUCAACCCUAAUUCUGGCUACCAGUACAAGAGACUUGAAGAGUGUUUACCUACAGGGGUAUAUGAAUGUAACAAACGGUGCAAAUGUGACCCAAACAUGUGCACAAACCGGUUGGUGCAGCAUGGGCUACAGGUCCGGCUACAGCUAUUUAAGACCCAGAACAAAGGCUGGGGUAUCCGCUGCUUGGACGACAUUGCGAAAGGCUCUUUUGUGUGUAUUUAUGCAGGUAAAAUCCUGACCGAUGACUUUGCAGACAAGGAGGGCCUGGAAAUGGGUGAUGAGUACUUUGCAAAUUUGGACCAUAUUGAAAGCGUGGAGAACUUCAAGGAAGGAUAUGAGAGUGACGUUCCCUGUUCCUCUGACAGCAGUGGUGUGGACUUGAAAGACCAGGAAGAUGGCAAUAGUGGUACAGAGGAUGCUGAAGAGUCCAAUGAUGAUAGCUCAGAUGAUAAUUUCUGUAAGGAUGAAGAUUUCAGCACCAGCUCAGUGUGGCGCAGCUAUGCCACUCGGAGACAGACCCGGGGCCAAAAGGAGAAUGGACUGUCGGAGGUGGCUUCCAAAGAUUCUCGCCCCCCAGACCUUGGGCCACCACACAUUCCUCUUCCUCCCGCAAUCCCUGUAGGGGGCUGCAAUCCACCUUCCUCUGAAGAGACACCCAAGAACAAGGUGGCCUCCUGGUUGAGCUGCAAUAGUGUCAGCGAAGGUGGUUUUGCUGACUCUGACAGCCGCUCAUCCUUUAAGACAAGUGAGGGUGGUGAGGGCCGGGCUGCGGGAGGCCGAGGGGAGGCUGAGAAGACCUCUGCCUCAGGAUUGGGAAUCAAGGAUGAGGGCGACAGCAAGCAGGCUAAAAAAGAGGACCCUGAUGACGGAAACAAGAUGUCAGUUAUCACUGAAAGCUCUCGAAAUUAUGGUUACAAUCCUUCUCCAGUGAAGCCUGAAGGACUUCGACGCCCACCUAGUAAGACGAGCAUGCAUCAGAGCCGGCGACUCCUUGCCUCUGCACAGUCCAACCCUGAUGAUGUCCUGACACUGUCCAGCAGCACAGAAAGUGAGGGGGAAAGUGGGACCAGCCGGAAGCCCACUGCUGGUCAGACUUCAGCCACAGCAGUUGACAGUGAUGAUAUCCAAACCAUUUCCUCUGGCUCUGAAGGGGAUGACUUUGAGGACAAGAAGAACAUGUCUGGUCCAACGAAGCGUCAAGUAGCAGUGAAAUCAACCCGAGGCUUUGCUCUUAAAUCGACCCAUGGCAUUGCCAUUAAAUCGACCAACAUGGCCUCCGUGGACAAGGGGGAAAGCGCACCUGUCCGUAAAAACACACGUCAGUUUUAUGAUGGUGAAGAGUCCUGUUACAUCAUUGAUGCCAAGCUUGAAGGCAACCUGGGCCGCUAUCUCAAUCAUAGCUGCAGCCCCAACCUGUUUGUCCAGAAUGUCUUCGUGGAUACUCAUGAUCUUCGCUUCCCCUGGGUAGCCUUCUUUGCCAGCAAGAGAAUCCGGGCUGGGACAGAACUUACUUGGGACUAUAACUACGAGGUGGGCAGUGUGGAAGGCAAGGAGUUGCUGUGCUGCUGUGGGGCCAUCGAAUGCAGAGGUCGUCUUCUCUAGAGGACAGACUUCUUCCUCACCCUGGGAACCCUUCUGCAACUGUCCUGUCCUCAGGAAAUGGGUCUUCCCCACUGCUGAACUCUGACCCCAAGUUUCUGGUCUAGCUACUUCCCCUAGCUCCGGGUAGAUAGAAAUGGGAGUUCUAGAUCCAGAGAUCUCUUCCAAUGUGGUGCUAGCAGGCAGAGUACCUCCAUGGCUUCCUAAGGCACUGGGGUGGGAAGAGAGCGCCGCUCUCACCUAGGCCUGACAUUCUCCUGUCCCAUGUCUGUUCAAGUGUUCAUCAUAGACUUUACUUCUGGGCCAGGGGUAGGUAUCUGGUAUCCCUGGUUUGUGUUACUUCAUGAAAGUAUUUUAACGUGGUACAAGUAAGAUUGCUCUUUGAUUUCUCCCUCAGCCCCAUUUUUCAUACACUGAUCUUUUCAAUGAGAGGUUUGUUUCCCUUAUCCUCCCCAAUAGGCAGCUCUCAUUAAUCUUGUUUUUUCCUACUCAUUUUUUCUUGUCAUGUGAAUUUUAAAAAGAAAAUGUUAACUGCAGCAAAAGCAUAAGAAAGACUAUUUUAGUUUAUUUAGUUGAUCCCCUUUCUCAAUUCCUAAUAGUCUGACACCUGUUGACAUGUGUUAUUUAAUCUUUAAUAUAUUUUCAUUAAAAAAAACCUUUUAACAGUA